UCUCAUUUUUCCGUUAAGCUUGACGUAGUUUCGCGUGUAGUCGACAGGUGGCAUUUCGUUCGGUCCGAAAAGGGUGCGGUGCACGGUGAUCGCCAUACUGGGCGAACGUGACCGAAGACAGAGCGAAAAUGAAUACCAAAGUGUGUGUCACAUCGAACCUAUUUCGCUCAUAACAGUGGUUUUUAUUUUGACAGUGUAACCAACGAGUAACUCGCGCGAUGUCCGGUACACCGGCCAAGCCCUGAGGGAAACCGAAAAGCGUGGAUCCGUGCGCGUGACCGCGUAAGAUCAGAAAUAUCGCAGCUCGGGUUUCUCGCGACUCGGGUUGUCGCUGCAUGUGUCACUGUGAGUGCUGCUGCUGCUGGUUGCCAGAUCGCACUCGACUCCUACGUCGGCUGGUUGUUACUGUUCGUCGUUGACGAAGUUUGCGUGCGUCUAUUCGUCGACGGAAUAUGCAAUAUUGAGGAAAGAACUCCAUCGAAGAAUUACCACCAAUGAGUUUGGCCGCGUUACGCUCUGUUCGGUGCUACUCCUUCAACUAAUCGCGUGUGUGAUGCCCGGGAGUCGCUCCAGCACGGACCCAGAGCACAAGUCACCGCGGGAAAGUGGUGAAGAUUCCGAGGAUGAGAGUGAAAUCCUGGAGGAGAGCCCCUGCGGGCGGUGGCUCAAACGCCGGGAAGAGGUACACAUGUUUCUUCUUUUUACUUUGUUUUUUUUUUUUUUUUUUUUUUUUUAACGCGCUUACGAUGUUUGUUUAUAUCUCUCAUCUGUCUACUCGUUUCAACUCCAUACGUCACGGUUUGUACAGCUCCUGAGUUGGUAGACGUAUACGUACUCUGUAUACGUUGCAACCACUGUCGGGUUGCUCUUGCAAAAGGGACAAUGAUGCAGAUAUUUUUUCUCUCUGCGACAAAUACUUUGGUAGACAUCUGAAUGCGUGUGUUUACAGUCUGUCCCGCAGAGAAUAAAGGCUUAAAUGUUGGUGUCAGGAUGAAUAUGGUUUUUUAUAAUCACCAUUUUUAUGUUUGAGAAAAUGGAAUUUUAUUGUAACAUUCAUUGGUAUCGAAAGUUGGAGGAAGAAAUCUGAGAUAGCAUUCGUCCUAAUUUGGUUUCAAUUAUUUAAAAUGGAUAAAUACAAUGACAAGAUCUAUUUCUUUUCAUUAACAUAUUUAACUGUUAAAUCAAACUUUCAUGUAAACAUUAAGCUCUUUUGAAUAUGCAGUAUCUGUAGAUUGAUCUCCAACAACUUCUUGGCACUAAGCUUCAACCAGCGGCGAUCUCUUUCAUAUUUCAUCCUAAAAAUAAAUUGGCAUAGUUGGAUCAUCGGGUACUUACAUUAACACAAGACUGUUUUGUUCUAACCUGUCCCUUGUAGUUGCAAAACGUAUAAUAUCGUUAGAAAUACAAGGUGGACUAAUGUUUAGUCUACAAUGCUUGAUGUAUAUGUAGGUUCCAAGUCCACGUUAGCCGAAGGCUCUACCUUUGGAGCAGCCAGAGGCAGUGAAAACGAAGUCACUGAAAUGGAGGUGGAACAACGCGAUGUACCAGGAAUCGAUUGCGCCUACUUGGCGAUGGAUACAGAAGAAGGAGUUGAAGUUGUUUGGAAUGAGGUGCAAUUUUCAGAAAGGAAAAACUUCAAAGCGCAAGAAGAAAAAAUACAACUUGUAUUUGAAAAUCUUACACAAUUAGAACACCCCAAUAUUGUAAAAUUUCAUAGGUAUUGGACCGAUACUCACAAUGAUAAACCUCGAGUUAUAUUUAUAACUGAGUACAUGUCCUCUGGGUCAUUGAAACAGUUCCUAAAACGAACAAAGCGUAAUGUGAAAAAAUUACCUUUGCAAGCAUGGAAACGUUGGUGUACCCAAAUAUUAUCCGCACUAAGUUAUUUGCAUUCCUGUUCACCUCCUAUUAUUCAUGGAAAUCUCACUUGUGACACUAUAUUUAUACAACAUAAUGGACUUGUAAAAAUUGGCUCGGUGGCUCCCGAUGCAAUUCACCAUCAUGUUAAAACUUGUAGAGCGAACAUGAAGAAUAUGCACUUUGUAGCACCCGAAUACGGAAAUUCUGUAACCCCAGCCAUUGAUAUUUAUUCGUUCGGAAUGUGCGCUCUGGAAAUGGCAGCGCUAGAAAUUCAAGGAAACGGGGAUAGCGGCACGAUCGUGACCGAAGAGAACGUUAAAAAGACGAUAGAGUCUUUGGACGAUGUCCAACAAAAAGAUUUUAUUCGGAAAUGUCUUCACGUAGAUCCACUUAGUAGACCUAGCGCAAGGGAGCUCCUUUUUCAUCCUGUUUUAUUCGAAGUUCAUUCGUUGAAGCUGCUCGCAGCUCAUGCAUUGGUUAAUUCAGCCACGAAUAUUUCAGAAACAAUAACGGACGAGGUAUUGCAAAGGCUAUACGGGCCUGACACGGUGGUAGCCGAAAUAAAGUAUCAAGGUCGACCGACGCAACAGAUUCGUUUAAGCGAGAUCCCUGUUACAGAGAAGUUAGAAAAGUUUGUCGAGGAUGUAAAAUACGGUAUAUACCCCCUGACAGCAUUUAUGGCGAAACUACCACCACCUGCUCGACCCAGGGCGAUAUCGCCCGAGGUGACCGAGUCGGUGAAGUCGGUCACGCCCGAGCCGGUGGACGUGGAGUCUCGAAGAGUAGUUAAUAUGAUGUGUAACGUAAAGCCUAGAGAAGAAAGUUGUGAAUUACUUAUGACAAUAUUGUUACGAAUGGACGAUAAAAUGAACAGGCAAUUGACGUGUCCUGUGAGCCAAAUAGACACUUCAAUGCUUCUCGCGCAGGAACUUGUACAUUUUGGGUUCAUUAACGAGAACGAUCGUGAUAAGAUAGGAAAUUUAAUCGAAGAGGCAUUAAGGAGUUGCUUUAACAAGCAAUUGGUGACACCAGGAAUGGUAUCAUUAACUAAUCUUCCCACCCAAACUACUUUAUUGCUGCCUGGUCCAGAAUUUCCAUGCUUGCAACACUUUGAUAAUUCUAUGUAUAACGCGACAACAUCCAAUAGUGAUAGUGUAACUAACCCGCUGCCAAAAACCUCAGGUCUACCCGUGUCGAGUAACACGAGCAAAAGUCACGACGAAGCUGAACCACCGACGAAUACUGAAAGCGGUAGUUAACCAUCCAGGAUAUCUGGUAACUCAGUUCACUGUGCCACUUUGCACGCUCUAUGUAUAGACUGGCUAUGUAUUUUUAUAUUUAAGUAAACAGGAAGGAAGAAUGGAAUUAAAUAAUUUAAAAAACAAAAAAAAAAUGAAAUAAGAAGGGCGCCGUGGCUAAACCACUAGGUUAAACGCUGACGCAGUAUAAUCGAAUAUUGAUUUUUUUUUUUAUCGAGAUCAUAAUAUUUUGUUUACAAACCGUUUGACGUAUCGACGUCAAAUUCCAUGUAUUCGAUGAUCAACUGUUAAUUAUUAUUAUUAUUAUUAUUAUUAUAUUAUUAUUAUAUUAUUAUUAUUAUUAAAUCGUAAGGUAGUUUCAGAAGCUAGGGUUUACAUUAGGUAAUUUUAACUCGAAAGUAAAGGACGUGCUCUACGAUUUUAGUUGACCUGUACAACCUAACGAGAAUGUCGAUUACCAAUACGCAAGAAGCAUGGAAACUAAGUCUAGUUAUUACGAAUCACGUUUGAUCGUUGCCACCCGUUAUUAAGCUGAGAUAAAAAAAAGGGCAUUUUACUAGUGAAUGUUUAAGUUUUCGCGAAAUCUUGGAUAAAUUAUUUGAAGCAAUAAUCGAAAUAAAUUACCUUCUGUCGCAAAGUGACGAAAUGUAUCAUAGAAAUUUAUUUUGUAUAUACAAAUUGACAGAUUAAAUGAAAGAUCAAGAAGAGGAAGGAACGAUUUAAUUUUUAAGGUACAGAAUUAGUUUGAUCGUACAGCAAUGUAAAAACAAAUGAAUACGAGAAAGACAGACUAUAUAAAAACCCGCACUUAUUUCUGCUUGAAUACUCAAUAUGUUGUAAUUCAUUCUGAAUCAUUAUUCGAAUUACCGUAUGUUUUUUGUUCACGUGAUUGAAAUAAAAGAAGAGACCAGGU
Messenger RNA from Hylaeus anthracinus, 4032 nucleotides. It is a transcript of the gene Madm, whose product is annotated as nuclear receptor-binding protein homolog. Gene Ontology annotation, cellular component: cytoplasm; endomembrane system. Gene Ontology annotation, biological process: intracellular signal transduction; protein phosphorylation; endoplasmic reticulum to Golgi vesicle-mediated transport. The record is from RefSeq and is a predicted model, not a curated record. The coding region runs from base 1431 to 3119 and encodes 562 amino acids. NCBI's taxonomy places the organism in Eukaryota, Metazoa, Arthropoda, Insecta, Hymenoptera, Colletidae. Gene Ontology annotation, molecular function: ATP binding; protein serine/threonine kinase activity. The transcript is spliced from 11 exons.